GGGAAGUAAACAAAAGGCGCCACAUCCAUUGGUAUGCAGUGCACGCGUUGUAUUAGCAGAUUUAAUUUAUAAUAAAGCAGCAAUGUCUUUAGUUAAGUAUCUGAGAGAGUUUGUCAACGAGCGACUAACUGCUGCCGCUGAAGAAAUAUUCGGAGUAUUUGAGAAAACUAUCGUUGAGUAUGAGGAAGAGAUCGACCGUCAGCGCAGACUGCUGGACAUCGUUUGGAAACCUGAAAUAAAGUUACACAGGAUAGAGCUCCCACAGCAACAUGUCUCUAAGGAGGAAGAGGAGGAGGAGGUUCCCGCUGAGCAGCAGCUCUGUAUUCAGGAGAUGAACUCCAGUCUGGACCGAGAGGAGCCAGAGCCUCCACAGAUUAAAGAGGAACAGGAGGAACUCUGCACCAGUCAGGAGGAAGAGCAGCUCGAAAUGAAGCAGGAGACUGAUGCCUUUAUGUUGACUCCUACUUAUGAGGAAAGUGAGCACAGUGAACCAGAACCAAACACUGACCACCAGUUCCUCUCUCACAACUUUCAAGUAGCUGAGAGCCAAGAUCAGAAAGAAGGCAAGCAUGGAGACUCGGGGUCGACAACAAAUGCAGAGCCAGCACCAAAGAAAAGACGCCACAAAUGCAGAAGUUACAGUAACAAUGUAAACAGCCCUAACGUGUUAAAGAUUCAACGUAAUACUCAAACAGGAAAAACGUUUUUCCAUUGUGACAUUUGUGAGAAAGCUUUCAAGUGUAAGUCCAAUUUGCAUAUACACCUGAGAACCCACACAGGUGAGAAGCCAUAUUCUUGUAACAUCUGUGGGAAAAGAUUUAAUCAGACAUCAACAUUGAACACUCACAUAAGAGUCCAUACAGGUGAAAAGCCGUAUACAUGCACAACAUGUGGAAAAGCUUUUAGAAUUUGUGGUCACUUGUUAGUGCACAUGAGAACCCACACAGGUGAGAAGCCUUAUUCUUGCAGCACCUGUGGGAAAAGAUUUGUUGGGGUGUCAGGACUGAAAAGCCACAUGAGAAUCCACACAGGUGAGAAGCCAUAUUCUUGCAAAACGUGUGGGAAAAAUUUCAGACAAAGUAAUGACUUGUUGAUUCACAUGAGAAUCCACACAGGCGAGAAGCCAUACCUUUGCAAGACCUGCGGGAAAAGAUUUGUUGCGGGGUCAGGACUGAAAAGCCACAUGAGAAUCCACACAGGUGAGAAACGAUAUUCUUGCAAAACAUGUGGAAAAGGUUUCGGACGUAACAGUGGCUUGUUAGUGCACAUUCGAAGAGCCCACACUGGUGAGAAGCCGUACCUUUGCAAGAUCUGCGGAAACAGAUACUUUGAUGUGUGUCAGUUGGCAAGACACAGCAGAUCGCAUACAGGCAAGUAGCCGUGUGUUUGCAAAAUACAUGGGAGACAAUUCAGUUCUUGUGGCUGAUAAUCAAAACACAAUAAUUCCCUGAAGUGAGGAGCCACAUAAUUGCGGCACUUCAGGGAAAAUGUUACUCAAAGUACGUCGUUGGAAAAAACAUACAAAGGAGAAACCAUCGAGCUGAAACUCCCUUGGAGAAGUGUUUACUAACUGAAAUAAAUACACUUUUGCAAUAGCUACAUCUCUCUAACUGAAUGUAUACAAUUCCCCAUUGCGAGGAGGU
Sander lucioperca (pikeperch) is the source of this 1643-nucleotide messenger RNA. RefSeq names its product zinc finger protein 664-like. The record is from RefSeq and is a predicted model, not a curated record. Lineage: Eukaryota; Metazoa; Chordata; Actinopteri; Perciformes; Percidae. Gene Ontology annotation, biological process: regulation of transcription by RNA polymerase II. The transcript has 2 exons. Gene Ontology annotation, molecular function: RNA polymerase II cis-regulatory region sequence-specific DNA binding; DNA-binding transcription factor activity, RNA polymerase II-specific. The coding region runs from base 83 to 1378 and encodes 431 amino acids.